UUUGUCCACAUACCAUUAGUUGGCCACUUAGAUUUGACUUUUCUGGUUUGUUUUUUAUUUUGAAAUUUUUGUAAGUCCAUAACUCGGUCAUGAUGUUUUGAUUUCUGUGUUUUCAUUUUCACGGUACAGAAAAUAUCACAUUAAAUACUAUUUUUAAGUAUGACAAACACGAAAGAACGAACGUUAUACUUUCUGAAGGCGAAAUAGAAUUGCUUGCACUUCACUCUUAGUACGACUAAUGUUUUCCAAUGUUAUGAUGACAUGCGUGGUUUGUCGACUAUCAUGAGUCGAGACAAAAAAACAUGUCUUUAUCGAGGGCUAGGCCGGCCAAGGCCAUGUAAUAAGAAAAACCCAAGAUUCUUAUGUCCAAAAGAAACCAUCCAAGCUAACUAUAGCAUGGGGCACAAGUAUAUAUGUAUAUAUAGGUACUACCGUGCUGAUUAGUCCUAAUCAAUAUUUAUAAUUAACACACAUUAGAUUUGAUUUCGGUACAAAGUUAUAUGUCAACAGUCAUAUGAGUAUAUGAUAAUAGUUCAUAUAUCACUUUGAUUAAUCUGAUCAUCACCCUAACCAUUCCCACGAAUAUAUAUAUAUAUAUAUAUAAUAAUCAUAAUGAGAUGAACAAGACAAUAAAUGUUGUAAAGAAUGGUUCCCAUCACAAUGCUGCCAAAAAUCUUUGCAGUUGCUCUAAUAAUAUAUCUAUUUUCAUCACAAUGAUGAAUGUGUGCCAAUCUGUUCUUUAUUUUUAAGUCCAAAAAUAUGAUCUUUCCAAUGCUUAUGGUCUCUCUUCACUCUUUCAGUAUGAUCAUAUGAGUUUCUAAGUAUAUUCUUCACAGAUUUCAUAGUUUGCUUUGUAGAAUUCUUUCUGUUUUUAAGCCUUUCUGUGUUUAGAUUCAUCUGAAUUUCUGAAUUCUUGUUCUUUAAACAUGGCUUCUUCUGAAUUUCUCACCGUCGGUGAAUCUCCCGACGAUCUAAAUUUGGUUGCGCUUAUGCUACGCCAGCUCGAAUUCAUUUUUCUCUCCCCGUGUUCAGAAAGGAUUAUGUCUUCUGCUAUCGACUGUGUUUUUUUAUUUACCGUAAUUGCGUUUGCGAUGAAGAGCGUAUGCUCUAGAUUCGUUCUUGAUCGAAAUUCCAGAUCUUCGGUCCUUCGCAAGCCCCUCCUUAGCGACGAAAAAUCUGGUUUUCGAAUCAGUCUAUGGUUUAAAGUUUCAUUUGGAGUAGUUGCUCUGUUAUCUUUUGCAUAUGUUGUUCUUACCAUAGCGGCAUUGAGCCGAGGCAUAGGAUCAUUGCAAUGGAGUUUAGUCGAGAUUUUGUUUCGAUUGUUUCGAGCAGCAGCCAAUCUGUUAGUUCUGUUUCUUAUAGCUCGGGAGAAACGAGUCGGCGCCGUUUCUCAUUCGAUACCCCUUAGAACGUAUUGGGUAGCGAGCUUUGUCGUUGUGUGUUUCUUCUUCAGUGCAGCUCUCUUUCGAGUAAUCUCUAACGAUCAAAAUGUCGUGCCUAAUCUGAAAGUUGAUGAUCUCGUCGCCUUGGCGAGCUUCCCAUUGUAUGUUUUCCUGUUUAUCGUCGCUCUCAAAGGAUCUUCGGGGAUCAGUUCGAUUAUCAAAGACAACGGCGACGUUGAUUCGAAUAUCAGUAACUACGCAACGGCGUCGUUAUUGUCCCGAGCGACAUGGCAUUGGAUGAAUCCGAUUCUCCGCAAAGGCUACGAGUCCCCUCUAAAAAUCGACGAAGUUCCCUCGCUUCCAUCCGAUCAUCAAGCGAAGCGAAUGUCUGAAAGUUUCGAGCUACAUUGGCCUAAGCCUUCGGAAAACUCGAAGAACCCUGUAAGAGCGAUGCUUCUUCGAUGUUUCUGGAAGGAUCUCGUCUUCACCGGCGUUCUCGCAGUUGUACGUUUGUCUGUAAUGUACAUCGGUCCGGUCUUGAUCGAAAGCUUCGUCAGUUUCAGCUCCGGCGACAGAAGUAAUCUGUACCGAGGCUUUUGUCUGGUUUCGAUACUCUUCGUUGCAAAGAUCGUCGAAGUUCUUACAUCGCAUCAGUUCAAUUUUUUGUCGCAGAAGCUCGGGAUGCUUAUUCGAUCGACUCUGAUCACCGCUCUAUACAAGAAAGGCCUCCGAUUGUCGUCGUCGUCGAGACAGGCUCAUGGAUUAGGACAGAUUGUGAACUACAUGGCCGUAGAUUGUCAGCAGCUCGCGGACUUAGUGUAUCAGCUGCAUACUCUGUGGAUGAUGCCGUUUCAAGUCGGCAUCGCGCUCCUGCUGCUCUACGUGUACCUCGGAGUCUCCGUAAUCGUCUCGUUGGCUGCCGUCAUCGGCGUAAUGUUCUUGACAUUGUUGAUAACGCGCAAGAAUCGAUUGUUUCAGUUCAAUGUGAUGAAGAAUCGCGACUCGAGGAUGAAGGCGACGACGGAAUUUCUCAACAACGUCCGCGUGAUCAAGUUCCACGGCUGGGAAGAACAUUUCGGGUCGAAAAUCCGGGCGGCGCGGCGAAUGGAGUUCGAUUGGCUCGGGAAAUUUAUGUACGCGAUUUCGGGGAACUUGGUUCUUCUUUGGAGCAUCCCUCUUGCGAUCGCAGCGCUUACUUUCGGUGUCGCGACGAUGAUCGGAGUACCUCUUGACGCUGCGACGGUGUUCACGGCGACGUCGGUGUUCAAGAUCUUGCAAGAACCGAUUCAGAACUUCCCGCAGACGCUCAUCGCAAUAUCGCAGGCUGUCGUGUCCUUGGGACGUUUGGAUGGCUAUCUAACAAGCUGUGAAUUGGACGACGAAGCUGUCGAGAGAGACGACGGGCGCGAUGAUGGGACCGCGAUCGAGUUUAAAGAUGGCGUUUUUGCGUGGGGCGACGAAGGGGGACAAUGUGUUCUUGAGGGUAUAAGUUUCGAGAUCAAGAAAGGUGAGCUUGCGGCUGUCGUUGGCACCGUUGGAUCGGGGAAAUCGUCGUUGCUCGCCGCAAUUCUCGGCGAGCUUCACAAAGCUUCGGGAAAGGUUAGAGUUUUCGGGACGACGGCGUAUGUAGCGCAAGCAUCGUGGAUACAGAACGCGACGAUUCGAGAAAACAUCCUCUUUGGUUCGCCGAUGGACGAGGAGAAGUACAAUGAUGUAAUAAGAGUGUGUUGUCUCGAGAAGGAUUUGGCGAUGUUAGAACACGGCGAUCGAACAGAAAUCGGCGAGCGUGGAAUCAACCUCAGCGGCGGACAAAAGCAACGGAUACAGCUCGCGAGAGCUGUGUAUCAAGACUGCGAUAUCUAUCUUCUCGACGAUAUCUUUAGCGCAGUCGAUGCUCACACUGGGGCUGAAAUAUUUAAGGAAUGCGUAAGGGGAGCUCUCAAGGAUAAAACGAUAUUACUCGUUACUCAUCAAGUCGACUUCCUACACAACGCCGAUCUUAUAUUGGUAUUGCGCGACGGGAGAAUUGUGCAGUCGGGGAAGUACGACGAGCUUCGACAAUCAACGAUCGACUUCGGCGCACUUGUCGUCGCUCACGAAACCUCCGUGGGACUAGUCGAAACGAGCUCAACUGUUUCGAGCACAGAUGCUGGACAAGAUGUCGAAUCUUCUUACAAACAAGUUCCAACGUCUACGCUGCCAAAUGUUUCUGUCCAAAAUGAGGUUAAUGGCGAGCGAGGCGCAUCGAAGAGUAACUCGAAGCUCAUCAAAGAUGAAGAGAGGGAGACGGGACGAGUCAGUCUUCGCGUGUAUAAGGAAUACUGCACCGAGUUGUACGGAUGGUCGGGAGUCGCAGCCGUUAUCAUUACGUCGAUACUAUGGCAGGCGUCGCAAAUGUCGAGCGACUAUUGGCUGGCUUACGAGACUUCAUCCGAGCAUAGCUUCGUCGCCUCUCUGUUUAUCGGGAUUUACUCGGCGAUUGCAGCGAUAUCAUGCGUUUUCUUGGCGGUAAGAUCGAUCCUCGUCGCGUAUCUGGGUCUGAAGAUAGGCCAAAGCUUCUUCGACCGGAUAACGAACAGCAUUCUUCGCGCUCCCAUGUCGUUUUUUGACACGACGCCUUCUGGAAGAGUGUUAAGCCGCGCAUCAUCAGACCAAGCGAACAUCGACAUGUUGAUCCCGUUGUACCUGAGCAUUUCAAUCGUGAUGUACAUUUCGUUGCUCGGAAUUUUGAUCAUGACAUGUCAAUCGGCGUGGCCUACGAUCUUGCUCGUAAUCCCGUUGAUAUGGCUCAACAUUUGGUAUCAGGGAUAUUACAUAGCGACGUCCCGCGAGCUCACGAGGCUCGACCAAAUCACGAAAGCUCCGAUCAUCCAUCAUUUCUCUGAAACGAUAUCCGGUGUUACGACAAUUCGAGGCUUCGGGAAGGAGGAUCGAUUCUUUCAGGAGAACAUGGUGAAGGUGAACACGAACUUGACGAUGAGCUUCCAUAACAGCGCCUCGAACGAGUGGUUGGGAUUCCGGUUGGAGCUGAUCGGGAGCUUCGUCCUGUGCGUCGCCACCGUCUUCUUGAUCUUGUUGCCAACGACCGUCAUAAAACCAGAAUACGUCGGAUUGGCACUUUCUUAUGGUUUGCCGCUUAACAGUGUGCUCUACUGGACUGUGUAUCUUGGCUCCAUCCUGGAGAAUAAAAUGGUGUCUGUGGAGAGAAUAAAGCAGUUCAUAAACAUACCUUCCGAAGCCGAAUGGCGCGGAGAAGAUUCUCCGGCGGAUUGGCCAAGCCGCGGCGCGAUUAAGAUUAACGACCUGCAGGUCAGGUAUCGCGAGAACACUCCGUUAGUACUGAAAGGAAUGUCGCUGAGCAUCGACGGAGGCGAGAAGAUCGGUGUCGUUGGCCGGACGGGAAGUGGGAAGUCGACGCUGAUCCAAGUGUUCUUCAGGCUGGUGGAGCCAUACGCGGGGAGGAUAAUGAUCGACGGGGUCGAUAUAUGCAAGCUCGGGCUUCACGAUCUCAGGUCACAGUUUGGAAUCAUCCCUCAGGAGCCAGUCUUGUUCGAGGGAACGGUGAGGAGCAACAUCGAUCCGCUUGGGUUGUAUUCCGAUGAUCAAAUAUGGAAGAGCCUCGACCGGUGCCAGCUGAAAGAAGUCGUGUCUGCGAAGCCGGAGAAACUCAACUCAUCAGUUGUCGACUCCGGCGAGAACUGGAGCGUCGGCCAGCGACAACUACUGUGCUUAGGAAGAGUAAUGCUGAAAAGCAGCAGGAUUCUGUUCAUGGACGAAGCAACGGCGUCGGUCGAUUCCCAAACGGACGCAGUCAUCCAAAAGAUCGUCCGGCAAGACUUCCCCGGCUGCACGAUAAUCACCGUUGCGCACAGAAUCCCGUCUGUCAUAAACUGCGACCGAGUCCUAGUCAUGGAUGACGGAUGGGCUGCCGAGUUCGACAGUCCGGCAAGGCUUCUAGCGCGACCGACGCUGUUCGGAGCAUUGGUGAAAGAGUAUGCCAACAGAUCAUCAGGCCUGUAAAAGCAGCUCAAAAUCUUCUACAAGGAAAGGGAACUACAGAAAUAUGUAUAAAAAGCAUAUUCAUUAAUCAACAGGAGAUCCUGUUUUUGCUCAAACAAAUGAAAUAUUGCAUAGUCCCAAAUUCAAUGCACAAU
Andrographis paniculata is the source of this 5536-nucleotide messenger RNA. RefSeq names its product ABC transporter C family member 14-like. Gene Ontology annotation, biological process: transmembrane transport. Gene Ontology annotation, molecular function: ATP hydrolysis activity; ABC-type transporter activity; ATP binding. The transcript has 11 exons. NCBI's taxonomy places the organism in Eukaryota, Viridiplantae, Streptophyta, Magnoliopsida, Lamiales, Acanthaceae. Gene Ontology annotation, cellular component: plant-type vacuole; vacuolar membrane. The record is from RefSeq and is a predicted model, not a curated record. Bases 927 to 5402 code for a protein of 1491 amino acids.